AUGGGCUUAUUCGAUAAAAUCAAGUCCAGUCCCAGGCGUAGUCGACGCAGUGCAGGGACUCCUGCGACCGAACCGCCAACUCCGCCCCACUCUACCGGUCGCGAUGUUACUAGGAAGCUUCCCCGCGCUGUGUUGGCUCGCAUAUUUGGUUUCAUCUGUCCCCAUGCCUUCGAUUAUUCCUAUGAGACUUCGGAGGACUCGAUGACCGAUGGAUGCAUGCUAUGUGACAUGCGAGAUCUGGCACACUGCACUCAAGUCUGUAGGCACUGGUAUCCUGAGGCACAUUUACUGUUAUAUACGAAUGUCCGAAUUGACACAGUUCAUUACUGCGAGCUCGAAGUCACCUUAGCUGCGAAACGAAAACGACGAUCUUUCUUUGACCGUAAUGGCGACGUCGAUGCACCCCAAGUCCGCCUCGAGCUAUUUAUGCGCGCCGUUCGUGAAUCACGGGAUCUGGGAAAGCUGGUCUUAUCCCUUAGAAUGCCCUAUAUGACCCGCGAGGCCAAUAAGCCCAAUAUUGCCCGAACCAUCUCGGUACUUCCUUUACUUCGCUAUGUCGAUCUCCCGACCGGACUGUUUAGCGAUGAGGCGUCAUGUAUAACUCUGAAGCAAGAGUUAAUGGCUUCUUGUCCGGACCUGCGACAAAUGAGCUAUAGACAUGGAGCCGAAGGAAGCUUUGCGCGACUUCAUGAAGCUUCGCGCUGGACAAAUUUGGAGAAAUUAGAGCUAUCGGGCUUACACAUCGAUGCGGGGAUCCUUCGCAAUGGUCUCGCAGCAUUCGUUAGGCUGAGAGACCUCACCUUGGAAGAUCUUCCAUGGCUUGAUGACUCUGCUUUUGAAGCUAAUUCAACGUUGCCUCCCUUUCCUGCACUGGAGCUACUCACCAUCCGAGAAACGCCCCAACUCACAGCGAAUGGGCUCGUUUCGUUCCUCUCCGCACCGAGUACUCGCUCUGCGUUGCAAGACCUCCGUCUUGUGUCUACAGGCGUGCUCCCAUCCACCCUUCACCGUAUUCUUGCAGCGGCGCCGCAGCUCCGCAAUCUUUCUAUCACGCAGGAAGUCUCUCGCUCGUUCCCCAAUGAGCAAAUACCGCCUCUAAAAUCGCAAUCAUUGCGGCUCUUGCAUUAUGAAAUUACCUCUGAGGUAGAGACCCACGGGCUACCCCCAGCAGCAAACUCCUACUAUACAUAUCUGAUUUCAUGUCUAAUGUCUCGAUGUUUACCCUCACUCCGUGAUAUCUAUGUCCGCGACGCACAAUUCCCCGAUACCCUCUUGCUCGCCCCUCCUCCCCGACUUUUUGGUGGUGGAGAGAGUGGUCCUCGAAGGGUUGGUGGACUUUCCCAGCCGUUGAAUGUCUAUAGUAAAGGUCUGGAUGAACUGGAAUGGAACUUUACUCCAUAUGAGCCGGACUCUGGGUUGGGUCAUCAUAGUUCCAGGACCCGUCCGGUGAGCUUCCAGGAAGCUCAGUUGAACCGGUCCUGGGGAGGUGAAGCGCGUAAGAGUGUGCUUGUGGGUAAUGGGUUUGGUGGAUUCCUGGCUGUACCGGAAGAUGAUGAUCGACCGAAGAGUAGUGGGGGUUAUAAGCGAGCGAGUCGACAGGAUUUGUGGCGGUGA
Molecule: messenger RNA, 1614 nt
Organism: Penicillium malachiteum
Lineage: Eukaryota; Fungi; Ascomycota; Eurotiomycetes; Eurotiales; Aspergillaceae
Product: F-box domain protein
Exons: 2
Coding region: 1-1614 (537 amino acids)
Source: RefSeq, a predicted model, not a curated record